UCUAACACCUCUCCGUGCCCCCUUUCCCAUCCCCACCCCAUCCCCCCUUCCCGUUCUCGAAGCUGAGAAAAGAUAGCUUUCUUUUUCUUCCUCUCCCUCUCUCUCCAAGCCCACCGAUUCGACCGUUGAUAGAGAGGGGACGGCGGGAGCCGUGGGCGUUGGUUUACUGGGAUUGUACGAGCCUGAGAGAGAGAGAGACAGAGAGAGGAGUUCUGGAUCCACGCGGUGAUACAGGCAGUUGGGGCCGUGGAGUUGGAGGAGCAGGGAGGCUGAAGGCAAGGCCUUUGGUGGUCCCUGGCUCUUGGGUUGUAUGGAAAUGGGCUGGAAUUUACUUUUGAUGCGAGCGCUGGCGUGAAGAUUUCGUGGGAGUCUGUCAAGGCUUCCACUUUAAUCAUCUACUAAUUGGAUGCACGGUUGAGAUGGUGGUUUUAUAGGUUCAGAGCGUAAGAAGAGCUUCGAAGUUUUACACCGGAGUCUAUGCUUUCUACUCCAUUUAAUGCUAUUCUUAAGAGCAUGGAAGUUGUUUUGGGAUCUCCUAUACACAUAGAUUGAAUGAUGCUUCUUAGUCCAAAUGUCAAGAGCAUUGUGCAAUGGGGUGUUGAUUCUGUCCCUACAUUUCUUUGCUUGCGCUGCUGAAAUUGAAUUCCCCCAGUGCAACUGCGACAGCGACAGCGGUUGGAGCGUUGAGAGCAUCCUUGAAUGCCAGAAAGUUAGUGAUUUUCUGAUAGCAGCAGCAUACUUCUCCAUUCCCAUCGAGCUCUUAUACUUUGUGACAUGCUCCAACCUCUUCCCCUUCAAAUGGGUCCUAUUUCAAUUUGGUGCCUUCAUAGUCCUCUGUGGAUUGACUCACUUUCUCAACGUAUUCACCUACGAGCCGCACUCCUUCAUCCUGAUGUUGGCUCUUACCAUGUCCAAGUUCCUCACUGCUCUAGUCUCCUUCUUGACGGCUAUAACCUUGUUGACUUUGAUCCCGCAGCUUCUGAGAGUGAAGGUGAGAGAGAAUUUCUUGAGAAUAAAAGCUCACGAGCUUGACCAGGAAGUUGGGCAGAUGAAGAGGCAGGAGGAAGCGAGCUGGCAUGUACGAAUGCUGACUCAAGAGAUUAGGAAAUCACUUGACCGGCAUACCAUCUUGUAUACCACUUUGGUCGAGCUCUCGAAGACAUUGGAGCUCCAGAAUUGUGCAGUGUGGAUGCCGAAUGAGGACAACACGAGGAUAAACCUCACUCACGAGUUGAGACUGAGGAGCUCUUCAGAUGUUUACAGGCUUUCAAUUCCAUUCGAUGACCCCGACGUCAUGGAGGUUAGAAAAUCUGAGGGUGUGAAGAUACUCAGGUCAGACUCUUUGCUUGGGUCUGCAAGUAGUGGAGAAGUGGAUGAAGCGGGACCUGUGGCCGCGAUUCGGAUGCCUUUGUUAAAAGUCUCUGAUUUCAAAGGGGGAACACCACAAGUUAUUGAAACUUGCUACGCUAUAUUGGUUUUGGUUCUCCCCAGGGAUGAUUUUAGGAUUUGGAGCCCACAUGAACUUGAGAUCGUUGAAGUUGUUGCUGAUCAGGUGGCUGUUGCCCUCUCUCAUGCUGCUGUUUUGGAGGAGUCUCAGUUGAUGAGAGACAAAUUAGCAGAGCAGAACAGGGCCUUGCAUCAGGCCAAGCAGAAUGUCAUGAUGGCUAGUGAGGCAAGGAAUGCGUUCCAAAGGGUCAUGAGCCAAGGAAUGAGGAGACCUAUCCACUCCAUUCUGGGUCUGUUGUCUAUGAUGCAACAAGAAAAUUUGACUCCUGAACAAAGGCUCGUCAUUGAUACAAUGGCAAAAACAGGUAGCGUGAUUUCGACAUUGAUCAAUGACGUAAUGGAGAUCUCUACCAUAAACAGAGAGCAUUUUGCCUUGGAGAUGAGGGCGUUCCACUUGCACUCAAUGAUAAAGGAAGCUGCUAGUGUUGCAAGGUGUCUUUGCAACUUCAGGGGUUUUGGUUUCGGAGUCCAGGUUGAGAAUUUGGUGCCUGAUCGAGUUGUUGGUGAUGAGAGGCGGAUAUUUCAUGUAAUACUGCAUAUGGUCGGUAAUCUGUUAAAUGGGUGUGAUGAAGGAUAUGUGACAUUACGCAUAUGGAGUGAUAAUGAUGUGGGAGACAGGCAAGGUCAGAGAUGGGCUCCAUGGCAGUCAAAUUUUUCUAGUGGGUGUGCUUGUGUCAAGUUCGAGAUUGGGAUUAAAAGAUUGCAAAGUUUUGAUUCGAGCUCAUCUGUUCAGCUUUCCAGGAGACCCGACAGUGAGGGGUUCGAUAUGGGCCUCAGCUUCAGCAUGUGCAACAAGCUUGUGCAGCUGAUGCAGGGGAACAUCUGGGCAGUUCCAAAUUCUCAAGGACAUCCAGAAAUGAUGACACUAGUUCUUCGGUUCCAACUGCAGCCCAUUAUGCCGAACUCUGAAUUAAGAGGAUCUCCCAAGCACCAUCUACCUACUUCCUCUGUGCUUAAAGGUCUCAAAGUCUUAGUGACCGACGAUGAUGGUGUCAAUAGAGUUGUGACACAGAAGCUCCUCGAGAAAUUGGGUUGUUGUGUCUCAUCAGUUUCCUCUGGGACUCAAUGCCUGAGAUCUCUAGGCACCUCUGGGACACCUUUCCAACUUGUUAUUCUGGAAAUCUACAUGCCCGACAUGAAUGGCUUUGAGGUGGCCAAGAGAAUUCAGAAGUUCAGGAGUGGGUGCUGGCCUCUGAUUGUGGCUUUAACAGCAAGCGUUGAGGAAGAUAUGUGGGAGAAAUGUGUGCAGGUGGGAAUGAGUGGCCUGAUUCAGAAACCAGUUUUGCUACAUGUAUUAAAAGAAGAGCUCUUCAGAGUCCUUCAGAAUACAUAGAAUUAGAUGGAUCACUAUUCUUUACUGAGGUACUUAAGUUGAUUGCAGUGUGGUGCUACUGAAUUUCAUCCUUCAAAUUUGGUUCACCAGAUAUGGUGAUACUUACACUGUCCUAUACUAGAUACUUAUACCCAGAAAUUAGAUAAUGAAGUUGGAAUCAGCCAUAAAGAAAAAGAUCCUAAACUUAAAAUUGAGCAUCAAAUGCAUAUAUCUAAUCCAUUCAUUUACUGACUUUUCAUUGCAUUUCUUAAGAGGAGCAAAAAGAUGCAUUUGUCGAAUGGUUCUAUGGCAUCCAUGUCAAUGUUUUCAGUGCCCCAAGUUCUUCGUACAACAGAGGGCUCUCCACCAGGAUGACAUAGGCAGUUGACCUAUGUGAAUGCAGUUCAUCUUUAUGCUUGAGAGAUUUAGGUUCAAACACUCUAUUAGGCAUCAACUUUGAAAUCUUAUUGGUUCGUGGCUGGUUAAAACUCAGAUUUCAUAUAAGUUACUUUUAUAUCCUGGUCUCUUCACAUUAAAUAAUGAUCACUGAUCAGAGAUGAGCAGGCAUUUUCUCAUCUUUAGGAUUGAAUUGGCUUUUGGAAAUAGUGCCUCUCAUUGAUUCUGUGGUACUGUGUCACGAAAAUAGCAUCUAAUCUUACUUAUCCUUGCCCAUCAGAAUAUGGUACUCUUUCGAAACAUCCAUGGAUACUGCAUUUGAUCUUAAGCCGAAAGGCCAAGAAAGAUAUAGACCUCUAGAGGCAUCACUAAUACAAGGCUACAAUUUCUAUCGGUACUGUUCACUUUUUUGUACAGGGGUUUCAGCCAUUAGCAUCCAGUGGAUUUAAGAAGCAUUGAGCGGGUAUCCAGUAAUUGGCAAUGCAUAUUUCAGCAAAAUUGGGGCAGCUGUAGGGACAGAGAACCCAAGGAAGAGGUUGGUCUGGGAAGCAAGUGACAAUAGCAUGAUUUGGUCCUAAGUCAAUAAAACAGUCAGAUGUGGUGAUAUCCUGCGAAGGAUUCUUUCUGACAGGUUUUUCCAUUGGUUGGGAGUUGGGACAAUAAUGUUGACUGGCCUGAGUAGAACCCAUCUUGUAUAGAGCCCUCUACUGCAGGCUUGCAGUGAAGCCAUCUUUGGUGUGACUUUGGAAACACAAGCAGAAAGGAGGCUUUUCUCUUAUUUCUGCUAUUAACCUCAUUUUGUAAUCUGAAUGUCUCUUCUUCCUUUUAUCACUGUUAGGCAAGAAGAAGCAUUUUUGGCAUUAAUCUUAUAUUUGCAUGUACUUGCAUUUGAUCUAAGCUGUAACUUACGCUGAUAUACAAUAAAUGUGGUUGCCAGAAACUGGUCGAAGUGGGGG
This is a messenger RNA of Phoenix dactylifera (date palm), 4170 nucleotides long. The record is from RefSeq and is a predicted model, not a curated record. NCBI's taxonomy places the organism in Eukaryota, Viridiplantae, Streptophyta, Magnoliopsida, Arecales, Arecaceae.